This is a messenger RNA of Aureobasidium musti, 4137 nucleotides long. The record is from the annotation of a GenBank genome assembly. NCBI's taxonomy places the organism in Eukaryota, Fungi, Ascomycota, Dothideomycetes, Dothideales, Saccotheciaceae.
AUGUCAUUAACAAUCUAUGUCGCGCACUCGGGCAUCAAAGUCGUGGCCGAGCCGGCCAAGGUCAACAGCCUCGAGAGCCUCCGGGCAUGGGUCCAGCGCACCGCCCAGAUCCCCGUGAACAAGCAGGUCUUCCUGACCUCCAAAGGCAAGGCAGUCAGACCCCAGACGCUGCUCACCGAGCCCGAAAUCUACGUCUUUGACUCCAACUCGUUCUCUCCGACCAACACCAGCCUUUCGCUCAUCCCCGAACCCUCUCCUCUGAACCCUGACACUCCGCCCGACUCGAUCGCCAACCAUGACCAGCUUCCGUCAUGGAACGACUUAUUCCGUCGUCGUCUCGACUGGGCUAAAACCCUGCGUGAUCAGUAUGCCGGUCUGGUAGACAGCACACAGCGAUACCAUCAAGAGCAGGUUAUCAUCGAACAAAGCGUCAACGUCGCUGUCAUGAGCCUGCACCUCCACAUUCGUUCUACCGAGCAAAAAUACCAGCACGAGGAAGAGUGGGUUGAUAAACUGCUUAGGCAGCAGGAGGCACACGUCGAUAGCUGGGAAAGAGACCUUGAUAUCCUCCAGCACAUUCCAGCCAAACUAGACUUCGCUCGCUACAUCCAAUCUCAGACCGCCAUACCCUUGCAGCAAUCUGGCCAUGAUUCCGAGGUCACUCUACAACAGUUCGUGCAAGUCGAUCACGUCAAGCAGGCUGCCUCAUCUGCUCAGAACAUCAUGACCAACUUUGCACAAAGAGUUCACAACAUUCAACAAUCCCUAGAAUCAACCGCUAAGGAUAGUGAUGCACUGCUUGAAGCUGUCCAGACUGUCCAUCUAAGUCGAGUUGAUAACACAGACGAGCCAGCAAAACUUCUCGAAGAGGUCGAUAUUAUCGUAAACAAGAUGUCCAACGACCUGGAACACGUAGGAUCCUUGUCAAAUAAUGCUCAGAAUGCUGCGAGAGCUUCCAAAAUGGCUCUGCUACACACUAGGAAUUAUCUGCCCAACCUAGAUGGCUUGUGCGUCGAGCUUAAUUCGCUGGUUCGCCAAACGAUCCAACAGCGUAACAAUGCCGCUCAGAACUUUUUGCAUCACAUGCAGACUCUCUCCAACAUCGAGUCUCGUCUGGCUCAAGUUCAUUCAAGUCUAAAACACCUGAGCAUGUCGCAGAGCGACGAGCAAGUCUUUGACACACUCAACGUCCUGUCCAAGCUCCCAUUCGUCUAUGGCUCUCUCAUGAUCGAAGCAGUGCGUCGUCGUGAAUGGGCUGACAAGAUGAAGUCUGACUCCGCCACACUCGCCGAAGAAAUGGCUACCUAUCAGGAAGAGGAAGAGCGCCGUCGGACCAAAUGGCUCAAAUCUGUCGAUGAUGUAGUCAAGACUGAAGCCUUCGAAGGGAAGCCUUUGAGCGUCGAAGUGAACCUUCAAGCGGAUGAUCUUGAGUGGCCUGUCGUCCAGAGACAGACUCUGCAAGACUACAUCCAGAUCUUGAAUGAACUGGAGUUUCCUAGCUCUGUCGUGCAAACGCUCUCGACUGCGCUCAGAGAUUUAGAUCGUCCCACCAAGAAGCAGAUCAAGCAUGCCAAGACGUUUAAAAACGGCAGUAUGCACGAGGCUGCUUUCGGAACUACUUCCUUGAUGCUUCGUGGUGAGGACGAGUACAAGGUCCUCAGAGAAGCAAACAUCAAGCUCGAGGAAGAGCUACGAGGACAGAAAAGUCGAGUGCGAAGGCUGGAAGACAUCCUUCACCGCCAUGCUCACAUGAACCGCGCAACAACGGGCGAUAGUUUCAGGCCCUCGAUCGAAUUGGUUUCUGACAUGGUCAGCCCAACUCCGCCGUCACCUAGGCCUUCUGAGGAGCUGGUCAGGCAGGCUGUCGGCUCUAGACGUCCGUCCUCUAGCCUAGCCGCAGAAGAAGGCAAACUUGCCAAACGUAUCGUAACCCUCGAAGCCGAACUCCAUGCUGCCAAGGAACANCACUUCCAACCUGGAAAAGAUGCUGAGGACAGAAAGCAGAAGGAUGUUGAUAGCCAACGAGAGAUCGAAGAAGCUGUUUCUACGAAAAGGGAUAUUAUGCAGAACAUGGAAGCACAGCAGAGGGAGUUUGCAGAUGAGCGUAGGGUUCUGGAGCAGGACUUGGAUCAGGCACGACACAGGAUUGAGGAGCUUGAAGAUGAGAUCGACAGACUUUUAGGCAGUCGUGAUCAAGAAGUUUCUGGUAUCGAUGCUAAAACCAAGACUCUCGAGGCUGAGAUUGAGAAAAUGAAACAGUCUGCAGAAGACGCGCAGUCAAGGCACCAUACCGUUCUCGAGGAAACUCAGUCUUCUCUAAGGAAACAGCAAGAGGAGAACCAACGUCUAAAGGAGCAACUGCAGGUCCUCAGAAAGAGCCAAGAUGAACAGCAACAGUACGAAUCGGAUAAUCUCCGAGUUCUUAAGGAGACUCACAAGCACUUGUCGCCAAGCACUUCGCCUCCAGAAAAGUUCAUGGAUCUAGUCCCUGCUUUGGAAGGCCUCGCACAGAAGUCUGCGGACCACGUAAGAGAGCUGAAUGAUGCCAUCGCACUUGCGAGAUCCGAAUCUGAAUCUCUCCGAUCGCAAAGUAACACUCAAAGGACCGAAAUUAAGACAGCCAAGGCGAAGCAGGCUGUUAGCGAGGCUGAGCUCAUUCGCUUACAAGACGAGAUGGAGGCAGAGAAAGCGCACGCCGAGUCGUUGGCGACAUGUCUCGAAGACGAACGCGAGCAGUUACGUAAGCUUCGCUCAAAGUUCGCCGACGGAGAGACAGGUGCAGAUGUGCUUCGCCAGCGUGUCUCGGAAGAGGAGGGUAGAGUCAUCCAACUUUCAGAACAGCUUUCCGACGCGCAGACUCAUGCUGCUAGCCUUGAUGUGGAGAUCAUGCGGAUACAAAAGCAGCUUAAUGAGUCUAGAUCUACAGCCGCUUCUGUUGAAGAACAACUCAGGCGGCGUGGUGCGCGUGCNAAAGAGGUCGCUCAGCGCUUGUACGCUCAGAAUGCGCGUCUAUUGCGUCUGCUUGAAGCUUUGGGUUUUGUUGUAUCUCACAAAGAUGGCAACAUGAUCAUCGAGCGCGCGUCCAAGGUCACCGCUAGUACUACCUUCGACCCAACGUCAACACUGUCUCGGGCGAUUUCGAUGUCUUCACCCCCUCCCACACGCAAAGCGUCUGCAGUCUCUGACGAUCCAUCCUCUCUUACGUUCCUGCAUUGGCCAGAAGCCAGCGGUGCGGCAGAGGAAGAAUCACAAUAUGUUGAAUAUUUGAAACACGUUUCCUUGUUCAGCACCGACAUCUUCAGCGAGGCAAUUAGCAAGCGCCUCCGCGACUUUGAAUACACAGCUCGCAAAUGGCAAAAGGAAGCGCGUGGAUACAAGGAAAGGAACACGCGUUUGCAAGCCGAGUCCUCAGCCAAGAUUGCGGUUCGAGACUUCAAGGAAGGGGAUCUCGCCUUGUUCUUGCCGACUAAAGGCCAGCGAACUGGCGCAUGGGCUGCCUUCAACAUCAACGCACCACACCAUUUCUUGCGGGAACGCGAAGGCAUGGUUCUGAACCGUCGUGAGUGGCUCGUCGCUCGCAUUUCGAAGAUCGAAGAACGUGUCGUCGAUUUGUCGAAACCAGCUGCCUCGUUCGACGGACGCAGCAUCGGUUCAACAAGUGUCGACGCUGCUUCUCUCGACGAGAUGAACGACAACCCUUUCGACCUAUCUGAUGGACUGACGUGGUAUUUGGUGCAUGCAUCCGAAGACAAGCCAGGCGCCCCGACUACACCCGGCUUAGGCAAAAGCACCGUAGCUAGCUCAUCGGUUGAUGCUAGAGGCAGCAUCCGCAUGAAGAAGCAGAGUGACCUGAGCGAAGCAACAAAGACACUUAACAAGAGUCUAGACAGCCGUCGCAGCAGCUCAAACUCUAAGAAAGGAUUGACAGCAGGUUUCUUGGGUGAAACUGUAAGAAGGGGUGAGAGUGGUAAUAGUGUCGUGGAUGACUCGUUGAGAAGGAAAGCUAGUGAGAGAGGAUUGGGUAUAGACUCUUCGGCCGCCACCGCCGCUACCUCGCCACAGCUGGAUAUGUCGGCGUCGCAGCAGCAGCAGGAGCAGCAAACUCAGGUGCGCAAAGAUCUUCUCUGGGGUCCUUGA